Molecule: messenger RNA, 207 nt
Organism: Trematosphaeria pertusa
Lineage: Eukaryota; Fungi; Ascomycota; Dothideomycetes; Pleosporales; Trematosphaeriaceae
Exons: 1
Source: RefSeq, a predicted model, not a curated record
GAACUAAAAAAUUCCCUCCUUAACCUUAUAUUAGCUGUGCAGGGUCUCUCUACAUCUCGUUCGCUGCCUUCUAAGGGUAAUAACGUAAGCCUAUAUAGUAAUCUAUUAGACCUAAACUUAGUAGUCUACUCUAGCAACUUCGACAUUAAGUAUAUUAUACCCCUUCUUAGAGUAGUCCUUAACAACAAGCCUAAUAAAGUUAUCUAG